AUUCCCCACUUCUUCACACUGCUCCAGAAACAGCAAUCCAAUCCUAUUUCCCUCGAAUCCUCAGCUCCACCAUGAAGUUGCUUCUCGUUCUCGCUGCCACCUUGGCAGUCGCCGCCGCCGGCACGGUCCACCCCGCCCUCAACCUCGCCAUUCAACAAGGCGCCACCGAGGCAAUUCUCGAACUUCCUCAGGUCAUGGACCAGGUCGAAGCCAGCCGAUCGCUCUCCUCCCUUUCCGGUGACGCUAAGGUGUCCGCCCUCGUCGCCACGCUGCAAGGACUCACCUCCGCUGCUCAGGCCCCCUUCGUCCAAGUCGCGGCUUCCCUCGGCCUCGAGACCCAGACCUACUGGGGAUCCAACAUCAUCCUCGUCAAGGGUUUGACCCCCGAGACUCUCGCCUCCUUGGCCGCCACCCCCGGAGAAUUCACCCUCCGCAAGGAAGUCACCGUCCGAAUGAGCCCAUCCAUUGCUGAGGCGACCAACGCUACGCAGAACCCGCAAUGGGGCGUUGCCAAAAUCAGGGCACCCGAAGCUUGGGCGCGCACUCAAGGUGAAGGUAGCGUCGUUUGUAUCAUCGACACCGGAGUGAAUCUUGGCCACGUUGCCCUCGCUGAUGCGUACGGAGGUGCCUGGAGCGACCCGUACUACAACACGGCCGGACCAACUGACCAACAAGGACACGGAUCUCACUGCGCGGGAACCGUCCUCGGACGUGCCAACGGUGUCGGUGUUGCCCCUGCUGCCCAAUGGGUCGCCUGCCGUGGACUCAACCACCAAGGAUCUGGAACUGAAGCGAACCUCAUCAACUGUGGCCAAUGGGUCUUGACCGCGAAUCCCAGACCAAAUAUCGUCUCUAACUCGUGGGGCGGUGGUUCCGGGGAUCCAUUUUACAACACGGUCGUCUCUGCUUGGCGAUCGGCUGGAAUCAUCCCAGUUUUCGCGAUCGGAAACUCAGGAUCAUCCUGCAGGACGGCCAACUCUCCUGGAGACCAGCCCAACCUUAUCUCCGUCGGAGCCACCACUACCACCGACGCCAUGGCGACCUUCUCCUCCCGAGGACCCAGCACAGCAGGAGCACUCAAACCAGAAGUCUCCGCGCCAGGAAGCAACAUCGUGUCGUGCGGAACAGGAGCUAACAAUUACGUCACCAUGUCUGGAACUUCAAUGGCCUGCCCCCACACCGCUGGAGCCAUCGCUCUGCUCAUGUCUGCCAACCCAAGCUGGGGAUUUGAUGAGGUUUUCACUGCCCUCACCACGACGCCAGCCCACCCCACCUUGUCCAAUGCUGACAGGAAUUGUGGACUUCCGGGAUCUGGUGAUUUCCCAAAUCAAGCUUUCGGUCACGGACGUAUCGAUGUUGCUGCUGCUCUUGGACUUUAAAUUGACCGACCACAACUGCUUUUAAGCAAAACAAAUUAUUUAUUUCAAAAUUGGAAUUAUCCUAUGAAUAAAAUUGAGUUUCAAAAUUAA
Molecule: messenger RNA, 1469 nt
Organism: Folsomia candida
Lineage: Eukaryota; Metazoa; Arthropoda; Collembola; Entomobryomorpha; Isotomidae
Product: bacillopeptidase F
Exons: 3
Coding region: 72-1379 (435 amino acids)
Biological process (GO): proteolysis
Molecular function (GO): serine-type endopeptidase activity
Source: RefSeq, a predicted model, not a curated record